This is a messenger RNA of Leptonychotes weddellii (Weddell seal), 4112 nucleotides long. It is a transcript of the gene RIN1, whose product is annotated as Ras and Rab interactor 1. Gene Ontology annotation, molecular function: guanyl-nucleotide exchange factor activity; small GTPase binding. Gene Ontology annotation, cellular component: cytosol; endocytic vesicle. NCBI's taxonomy places the organism in Eukaryota, Metazoa, Chordata, Mammalia, Carnivora, Phocidae. The record is from RefSeq and is a predicted model, not a curated record. Gene Ontology annotation, biological process: vesicle-mediated transport; signal transduction.
CAGACUUAAAGGUGCCCCGAGGGCCAAACUGGGGCCUGUGGGGACCCAGACGGGCCCUGCUUAACCCCUUCCUGCCUGCUUGUGUGGUUUGAGGAGGCCGGUAAGGCUCCGUGAUGCACCAUGUGGAGGUGGCAGCGCUACAGCUGGGGCUCUAGGAGGGGCGCUUGCACGCACAGGACCCCUGCCCCCUGACGCCGGGCCCAGAACAGAGAGGACGCGGGCUCGGCCCGGGCUGAGUGGACACACAAGAGUUAACUGGUGGGGCGUGACAGGGCGAACCGCCCUCAGGAAGUGUUACUCACCGCCGGGAAUGCGAGCGCUCUUGCCUCGGGGGCUGGAUUCCCUUCCUGAGUCCUGGGAGAAACCGGGAGAAACCAAGGGAGCUCCCAGCCAUGGAAACCCCUGGGGAGCCGGGAGCUGGACCUCUCGGAGCCCCCAGCCUGUCCAACUUCGCACCUGGGCGCCCGGAGAGAGAAAAGCCAGCCGAGGACCCGCCGUACGACGUGCCAGGGGCCAGUGGGCGGCAGGCGGGCGGGCCCCAGCGGCCUGGGCGCACCGUGAGCCUGCGGGAGCGCUUGCUGCUCACGCGGCCCGUGUGGCUGCAGCUGCGGGCCAACGCGGCGGCCGCACUGCAUGUGCUGAGGACCGAGCCCCCGGGGACGUUCCUGGUGCGGAAAUCUAACACUCGCGGGUGCCAAGCCCUGUGCGUGCGGCUGCCCGAGGCCGGUGGCUCCUCCUUUGUCUCUAGCCACUACAUCCAGGAGAGCCCUGGGGGCGUCUCCUUGGAGGGCUCAGAGCUCAUGUUCCCAGACCUGGUCCAGCUCAUCUGCGCCUACUGCCAUACCCGGGACAUCCUUCUCCUCCCACUCCAGCUCCCCAGAGCCAUCUGCCAGGCAGCCACCCACAAGGAACUCGAAGCCAUCUCCCAUCUGGGCAUUGAGUUCUGGAGCUCCUCCCUCAACACCAAGGCUCAGCCGGGCCCAUCUGAAGGCCAGCUGCUGCCCCGGCUGAAGCCCCGGUCCCCGCAAGAGCUGGACCAGGGCACAGGAGCCGCCCUGUGCUUCUUCAAUCCCCUGUUCCCAGGGGACCUGGGCCCCACCAAGCGGGAGAAAUUCAAGAGGAGCUUCAAAGUGCGUGUGUCCACGGAGACUUCCAGUCCUCUGUCACCACCUGCCGUGCCACCUCCCCCAGUCCCCGUGCUGCCAGGUGCAGCCCCCAACCAGACAGAAAGCUUACCCCCUCGCCAGCUUCUGCGAAGGGAGAGCUCAGUGGGGUACCGUGUGCCAGGGGGCGCCAGGCCCAGCCUCCCCCCGCUGCCCUCCCUCCAGGAGGUAGACUGCGGCUCCCCCAGCAGCUCGGAAGAGGAGGGGGUGCCGGGUUCCCGGGGAAGCCCAGCAACCUCGCCCUGCCUGGGCCGCCGGCGGCCCCUGCUUCGGUCCAUGAGCGCUGCCUUCUGCUCCCUGCUGGCGCCCGAGCGGAAGGUGGGCCGAGCAGCCUCGGCGCUGACGCAGGACCGACACACGGCUGUGGGCCAGCUGGUGCAGGACCUACUGACCCAGGUGCGGGCUGGCCCUGAGCCCCGGGAGCUGCAGGGGGUCCGAGAGGCGCUGAGCCGGGCCCGGGCCAUGCUGAGCGCAGAGCUGGGCCCUGAGAAGCUGCUGCCGCCCGAGAGACUGGAACACAUCUUGGAGAAGUCGCUGCAUCGCUCCGUGCUCAAGCCUCUCCGGCCUAUCCUGGCGGCCCGCCUGCGGCGCCGGCUUUCCGCCAAUGGCUCCCUGGGCCGCCUGGCUGAAGGCCUCCGCCUGGCCCGGACCCAGGGCCCUGGAGCCUUCGGGUCCCACGUGAGCCUGCCCUCCCCCGUGGAGCUGGAGCAGGUGCGCCAGAAGCUGCUGCAGCUGCUCCGGGCCUACUCUCCCAGCGCCCAGGUCAAGCGGCUCCUGCAGGCUUGCAAGCUGCUCUACACAGCCCUGAGGACCCACGCGGGGGAGGGCGCAGGGGCGGACGAGUUCCUCCCGCUGCUCAGCCUUGUCCUGGCCCAGUGCGACCUUCCCGAGCUGCUGCUGGAGGCCGAGUACAUGUCGGAGCUGCUGGAGCCCAGCCUGCUCACGGGAGAGGGCGGUUACUACCUGACCAGCCUCUCGGCCAGCCUGGCCCUGCUGAGUGGCCUGGACCAGGCCCACACCCUCCCCCUGAGCCCCUCACAGGAACUACAGCGCUCCCUCAGCCUCUGGGAGCAGCGCCGCCUGCCCGCCACCCACAGCUCCCAGCACCUCCUCCGAGUAGCCUACCAGGACCCCAGCAGUGGCUGCACCUCCAAGACCCUGGCUGUGCCCCCAGGGGCCUCGAUUGCCACCCUGAACCAGCUCUGUGCCACCAAAUUCCGAGUGACCCAGCCUGACACAUUUGGCCUCUUCCUGUACAAGGAGCAGGGCUACCACCGCCUGCCCCCUGGAGCCCUGGCCCACAGGCUCCCCGCAACUGGCUACCUUGUCUAUCGCAGGGCGGAGCGGCCUGAGACCCAGGGGGCCUCACCUGGGACCUCACCAGAGGACAGCAGCGGGGAGCUAGAGGCAGGAGGCAGGGAGGAGGAGAAGGGGGGUGGGGGAGAUGGGGACAUCCAGGUCAAAGCCUGUCCUGGGGACAGCAGGGGAGAGUCUGAGACCGUUGCGGAGAGGGCCAGGGGGGCCCCGGCUCAGCCAGGGGGGCCAGAGGCUGAGGGAAGCCGGGCAGCAGAGGAGUAGCAGGAAGUGGUCAGAAGGGUCAUUUGGGACAGAAAACUCUGAGCCUGCGGGGAAGGCCUUUCAGAGCCGUCAGCCCCACCCCUUGCAGGCUUCCCCACCCCAGGCCGCUCCUGUGUCUGCCACCACCUCCAUCUGACACUUAGCUCUGUGAUCACACCUGCAGGGGUCGUGCGUGCCUGGCCUGGCUGCAUCUGGAACGCUGGAAUCAAGUUGAGGGGCUUUGAGGGACCCCAAACCAUGGGCUCAGGCCCUUUGCCUCUCUCCCUUCCCUCCCCGCUAGAGGCCAGCCAGCCUUCAGUGCUGAGUGUGCCCAGCAGGGGACAACCCCAACAGGAGCCCAGCCUCUGGCAGCCCCUCCUGGCUGGGGGCUUCAAGGCUCUGAAAGGCUUCACCUGCUCCUGGGUGUUGGGAGGAUUCAGGGAGCCAACAACGACUCAGAGCCCAGGCCAGCCGUAGCCCAGCUGGAGGACUGGCAGCUCCAGACUUAAGUGUCCUGGAAAGAGAGGGUGCAGUUGCCGCCCUGCCUUCUCCCACGAGUCCCCCAAUUUCUCUGCACUGAAGCCUUCUGGACCUCACAAGAGCUUCUCUGGAGGCUGGGCAUGGCUUACUACACACUGAGGUUUGGGAAGGAGACUCCUAAGAUACCGAUCGCACAGCCGGCCAUUGCAGGUUCCCCGCCCAAACCAGGUGUCAGACUCCAACUAAGCGCCCUUUAUUCUAAACCACCGAAAAAUUAACCCUAUGGGCCCUUCAGCCCCAAGGCAGGGCCUAGAGCGGGGAUCCAACGGAGCGAAGAAAAUGCCAACAAUUACCACAAGGGGGUGCGCGUGGCCCAGGAAGUGGCCAGUGGGUAAUUCCGAGGGGCGAGGGCAUCUCCAGGGCUGCAGCGCGGCAGGUGGUCAGAGGCCCCGUGCUCUUGCAGCCACCGGGCAACCUGGGGUCAGUGCGGGGGCCAGCACCGCCGGCCCUCAGCUCCCUUGGAGUCGGGGACCUGGGUGAAGCAAACUCCAGGGGUAUCACUCCCUGGGAAGGAACUGUCCCCUGAUGGAAGGAGGACCCCAGCCAGUCUCUGGGGCACUCCCUCAGGUGCUGAGCACAAAGGGACAUCGGCCCACAUGUGAGACAGACAUGACAACUGGAAGGUAGAAAUCCUGGACAUUGGGAUUUCUGGCAGUCCAGAGACAGAUACCACCAAAUUUGGGGGCAGGGCUCCCAAAUGUUUCUCUAGGACCACCAGCAGCUCUUACCUCCCCACUUCCACCCCCAACUCUAAGCUUCUUGCUGGUAGGGAGUCUCCCCUUUUGUAUGUCUUUCCUCCCUAUCCGCCCACCCCCACCCCCCGUGCCUGCAUAGGCACUCAAUAAAUGCUGU